Molecule: messenger RNA, 5440 nt
Organism: Ahaetulla prasina
Lineage: Eukaryota; Metazoa; Chordata; Lepidosauria; Squamata; Colubridae
Gene: ZNF827
Product: zinc finger protein 827
Exons: 14
Coding region: 682-4653 (1323 amino acids)
Biological process (GO): regulation of gene expression
Cellular component (GO): nucleus
Source: RefSeq, a predicted model, not a curated record
UCUGCCGCUUUGCCGCCGCCGAGAAGUGCGGGGAGGGCGAGAGGGAGAUCGUGGCAUGCGAGGUCCCUGCAGAGCAGAGGGGGUGGCGGAGGCGGCGGCAUAGCAGCGGCGGUGGCAGGCGAGCUGGAGUCUGCUUCGCCUCCUCGCUGCAAUAAAAUGAAGGGUCAGAUGCAGCCUCAGCGAGCCAGAGGUUUCCGCGUCUCUGCCCCAGAGCAGACCAGCAGAAGGCAGGAAGGGCUUGAGAGCGCACGUCGCCCCCACUUCUCCCCACCCGGUGCGGGCAACGCACAUACUACACCGCAGUUCCCCCCCUUCCCCGCCGGUUUGCGCGCCCCCUUGCACCCCAGUCCUCCUCCUCUUCCUCAAUUCUUCGCAAAGCAGUUAACUUUUUCCUUCUGCUUCCCUCUGGAAUGGAGAAGCGGCCGGGCAUUCUUUGCAGAGAAGGAAAGGGAAAUAUCUUCGGACGAAUAAGAGAACACAUUUUAAAAGACCUUUAGAGCGACUCGGGGCUCCUUCUGGCUGGCCUCCAAAGAAAAGAGGAAUGAAGGCGGGGGUGGAUUGGAGGGGUCAUUUCUUCCCCCCCCUCUCCUCUCCCUGCCUCCGCACCGACAUUCAGUGCAGCCUCGCUUGGCCCCUCCCUGGCUGCGCCCCGAGGUUCGUUGUCGGCAGGCUGAACUGCUUAUGUGUCAAAGCCACGAUGGUACUAGACAGGAAGAAGCCGAAGAAGAACUUAGUGAAGAAGAGCAUUGGUUUGGGAACUCUUCAGAAACCCCAUCAGAAGCAUCUUAUGGAGAAGUCCAGGAGAACUUCAAAUUAUCCUUUGAGGACAGGAUCCAAGAGCAAUCUACAUCUCCAGACACUUCUUUGGGGAGCGGGACUCCUAGUAGCAACACAUUGGAAUUGGUGGCUGUUGAGAAUGAGGCCAUAAGAGAUGUAUUACAGAACAGAGAACAUCUCUCUUCUAGCGUAUCUUCUAUCUGUGACGAUGAUAAUCCUGGGCCAAACAAGCCAUUGAGUAGUAAUUUGAGACGUCUGCUGGAGGCUGGUUCUCUCAAGCUAGACACUACUAUCACAGUUAAUGGCCGGGUUGAGUCCCCAGUAAAUCUUGGCUCAAAUAUCUCUUUUUCUCCAGCUACACAUCAUGCCCAGCAGUUAAGUGUCCUUGCAAGAAAGCUAGCUGAAAAGCAGGAACAAAACGAUCAGUAUGGCCCAAACCCAGGAUUCAUAUGGAAUCAAGGCAAAUGGUUGCCUAACUCAAUGCCCUCUUGCAGCUUGUCUCCAGAUUCAGCAAUCUUAAAAUUGAAAGCCGCUGCCAAUGCAGUCCUUCAGGACAAGUCUCUUUCUCGGACUGAAGAUCCUACAAUAAGGUUUGAAACCUUCCCUUCACCAUUUAGUUCUCAAUCAGCAAGCUCCACCUUAGCUGCAUUAUCAAAGAAGGUCAGUGAAAGAAGCAUGACUCCUGGGCAGGACCAUUCACCGCCAGCAAAUUCUUUCCUUUCUCUCACCUCAAUGACUUCUUCAGCAGCCCUACUCAAGGAGGUGGCUGCAAGAGCUGCAGGCAGCCUUUUGGCUGAAAAGAAAAAGUCACUGAUUGUAGAAGAUCCUCUGCAGCUUUCAGACAUGAAGCAAGAGAAAGUAAUUCCACCACAGUCUUUGGAACUAUUGUUACUCCCAGCCCCUAAAGGAAGAGCUUCUAAAACCACAAAUUCAGCCUCAGAAGAAGAAAGUGGGAAACCUUUCCAAUGUCCAAUCUGCGGUUUGGUUAUAAAAAGGAAGAGCUACUGGAAACGGCACAUGGUGAUCCAUACAGGCUUAAAAAGUCAUCAGUGUCCCUUGUGUCCAUUUCGUUGUGCACGAAAAGACAAUUUGAAGUCACAUAUGAAGGUUCACCAACACCAGGACCGGGGAGAGACAUUUCAGUGCCAGCUGUGUCCAUUUACUUCCUCUCGCCAUUUCAGUCUGAAACUCCACAUGCGUUGCCACCAACACUUUCUGAGGACAGAAGCCAAAGUGAAGGAAGAGAUUCCAGAAAUGGAUGUCAAGGUCUCACCACUACUGAGUGACAACUCCAGAAUGGGUCAGGAGGUAGAUGGAGGAACAGACCAUGUAGGGACUACUGCUGCCUCUAGAUCUCCUGAUGCACUUGGGCAGGUGGGAACUACCAUCCCACCUCUGCUAGUCAAAGAAGAACCCAAAGAUGACAGCAGUGCCCCUAGCCCCUCUUCAGCCCUCAAUGUUGUUGACAGAAUUGCCAACAGUACAAAGCUAAAAGACUCCAUUGACUUUGUGACCAAUACAGCAUCAGCACUUUUCAGUCAGGAUAUAUCAGUCAAGAUGGCUUCAGAUUUUCUUAUGAAACUUUCAGCUGCAAAUCAAAAAGAACCCUUGACACCUACAUUUAAAGUGAAAGAAGAACCGAAGGAUGAGGACAGUGCAAGCUCCAUAUUGUCUAAAACCAGUUAUGGUUUUAGUCAUGAACCUGAAGUAUCUGUCCCAAGUAUUCCUAAGGAGAAUCCCAAACCACAAGAGGUGCCAGCAAAUGUACUGCAGCAGGAUAUGUCAGUCAAAGCAGCAUCUGAACUUCUCAUGAAAUUAUCAGCGGAAAGUUGCAAGGAAUCCAAGACAAUAAAGAUUAAAGAAGAGCCAAUGGAAGUUGAGAUUCAUGACUCCCAUGCCUCUGUUUCACCUAGCCAAAAUGUCAGUUACAGCACUUUACUUAGGCAAGAGAUAGCUGAACAGGUACAAAAGAUCCCUGAAAGCCGUGUAGUUCCAGAGAGAAACCUCUUUAGUCAAGAUAUAUCUGUGAAAAUGGCUUCAGAAUUACUUUUUCAAUUGUCAGAAAAAGUGAGCAAAGAGCACAAUCACUCUAAAGAUAAUACCAUCACUAUUACAACUAGCCCAUUUUUUUCUGAAGAUACUUUUAGACAAUCACCAUUCACUUCGAACUCAAAAGAUCUGUCUAAUGAGAGUGCUGUUCAGGGAAGGACAUCAGUUCUAGAAACGGAGAAUAUAGGACUAGAAACUGGAAAUGGGUUGCCGUCUUGGAAAUUUAAUGACCAGCUCUUUCCUUGUGAUGUAUGUGGAAAAGUGUUUGGCCGACAACAGACGUUGUCCCGACAUCUCUCCCUGCACACAGAAGAGAGAAAAUAUAAAUGCCAUUUGUGCCCGUAUGCUGCUAAGUGCCGUGCUAAUCUGAACCAGCAUCUGACUGUGCAUUCUGUGAAGUUGGUGAGUACAGACACUGAAGACAUUGUCAGCGCUGUCACAUCUGAAGGCAAUGAUGGAAAGAAGCAUCCUUAUUACUACAGUUGUCAUGUGUGUGGAUUUGAAACAGAGCUGAAUGUCCAGUUUGUCAGUCAUAUGUCGCUUCAUGUGGAUAAAGAACAAUGGAUGUUUUCUAUUUGCUGCACAGCCUGUGAUUUUGUUACCAUGGAAGAGACGGAGAUGAAGGCUCAUGUUGCCACCAAGCAUGCAGGUGAAGAAAGGAAAACACUCAGUGAUUCAACCAGUCCUUCUUCUUCUUCCUUGUCAGCACUUAGUGAUUCUGCCAAUAGUAAAGAAGAUGCAGAUAUCAGCCCCAAACCCAAGGGAUCCAAUAACCUGCUAGUUAUUUCUGUAGUGCCUGGUAGUCAGACUCUAUUAAAUGCGGAAGAAAAAUCAGAGAAAGGUUUUGAAUGUGUUUUCUGUAACUUUGUCUGCAAAACAAAAACCAUGUUUGAGCGCCAUUUGCAAAUCCACCUGAUUACACGGAUGUUUGAAUGUGAUGUGUGCCACAAGUUCAUGAAGACUCCUGAGCAAUUAUUGGAGCACAAGAAAUGCCAUACUGUCCCCACUGGUGGGCUCAAGUGUCCCUUCUGCAUUUAUUCCACAAACCGUCCAGCAGCAAUGGAAUGCCAUUUGAAAACCCACUACAAAAUGGAGUACAAGUGCCGGAUCUGCCAAGCAGUGAAAGCCAAUCAGCUCGAGCUGGAAAUGCACAUUCGAGAGCAUCGCCUUGGCAACCACUACAAGUGCGAUCAGUGUGGCUAUCUUUCAAAGACUGCCAACAAGCUGAUAGAGCAUGUGCGUGUGCAUACAGGGGAACGCCCUUUUCACUGUGACCAGUGCAGCUACAGCUGCAAACGCAAAGACAAUCUCAACCUGCACAAGAAACUCAAGCAUGCGCCCCGGCAGACCUUCAGCUGCGAAGAGUGCCUCUUCAAGACCACCCACCCAUUUGUCUUCAGCCGCCAUGUGAAGAAACAUCAAAAUGGAGACUGCUCUGAAGAGGAAAAAAAGGGGCAGGGUGUGAAUUCCACGGAAGCCAGCCCCCUGUUCAUGGCCAACAGUUCCCGCAGCCUCUUGUCCCCUCUCUCAGUGAUGUCAGCCUCCCAUGCUCUACAGACAGUGGCCAUGUCAGCCGCUCAAAGUGGUGGGACAGAGCCAAACCUGGCGCUGAGGGCCUUGACCAUAAACGGUACUUCCCUAUGCUUUGAUAAAUACCGGAACUCUGAGUUUGCCCACCUCAUUCCCUUGACCAUGUUUUUCCCCAAAAACCAUUUUGAAAUCACAUUCCAUUCACCUCAACCACAGACCCUACGCUUGGAUGACCCUUCGCCGAAGCACUCCUUCCUUGCUUAUCUCGGACUAACAGAAAGAGCAGAAGCUCUCUAGGACAGCCCCCUCUGUACCAAAAAUCCUCCACACUGCACCCAUGACACACCCACCAAUACUCCAAGCAGGUUUUAUUUCAAAUCAUAGAUCCAAGAGUUUGGCUGCCCAACCAAUUGUACAAUAUAUCGUUAGUGGUAAGUUACAGCAAAGAAAAUGGCGCCACUCGUCUCCUUAAUACAUGGCCAUGAAGGCUGCUUUGUUAUUAAAUCUUCAGACAGACGACCUGCAUAUUUCUACUUUCAGAGGCAUGUUUCCGUACUCUCACCUGAGAAACAUUUUUUGUCUCUUAAGCUGAACAAGAGUGUCCUUAAUGGCAGUCAGCACUAGCUAAGAUGACCCUUCGAUGCAUUUGACUUUGGGUUGUGAAUCUGAGCGUUUCUAAAAAAAGAGUCUGUGUGCCAUGGCAUUGCUUUUGCACAUCCUUUUGUACUGGCUUAUUUAAUAUGAACUUAAGAAGCUGCCUUAUGCUGCAUCAGACAGUCUAUCCAGUAUUGUCUAUUACGAUUGACACCAGUUCUCCAGGAUAGAAGUCAUUUCUAGCAGCUGCUUCCUGAGAUUUCUUAACUAGACAUACUGGUGGCUGAAUCUGGGAUCUUUAUACAUACAAAGCAUGUGCUCUACCACUGAGCUGUAGCCCCACCCCUGUGAAACAUGGCAGUCAUCCAGGCUUGCUCACCUUGCCUGCUUCUCUUUUACUGCUCAGUUAUGGAAUGUAAGAACAGCAAUCAAGAAGAACUAGCAUGGCAGUCAGUCCUGCUGGGAAUUUGCUACGUUAAUGGCAGGCUAG